AUGCCUGAUAUGGGAUUGACCAACUCGUCUCGUCGCCGGGGGCGAAGAGGCAAGUCCAAUGCGAUGGAUACAUCAGCUUGGACAUCAUCUCUGUAUUCCACGCGCGACCCAUCCCAGGUUAGCAGCUACUACCUCAGGCCAUACGAAGAAGACCAUAAUGAUCUUUCUGUGGAUGAUUCACUCUCCGGCCUGGGCUCUCUGCUUCGUGGGUCACAACGCCCACCGCACACGCCUAGGUCGUAUGUUCACAGUGCCACUCAAAACGCUAACCUGAGUGGGUACGAUUAUGCUGAAGAGGAUAAAUUCAUGGAACGAGUCGAGUCAGAAUGGAGGCAGCACGCUUCGGAGCAUGAUGGAUUGGCUGAUGCCGAUCCCCCGUCUACAACGCCAGAGCUCGAGAAGGCGGAUGACCCUGUGUUUGAAGCUCAGCCGACGCCGCAGGUACCGGGGCUAUUCCGUUCAGUCUUAAACUCAACCAAGCGGGAUGAGUUUCUUUCCUCCUCAACUGACGAAAAACACAAGAACAUACAUCCAGAGAACACGCGUGGUGACUCACAGUUUGAGUCAGCUUCGGGCUUCUCCCUGUCCUCAUCUUCAUCGGUAUGGACUGUCCUUUUCCGCUGUUUCCUUGUGAUCGCAGUACUCUUCAUUAUUUAUCGAAAUGUUCACAAGUUCGUUUCCUCGCCAACCCCUAAUGAUCCUCUUGUUGAAUCGCGUCCAUGGUCGUCGGCUGGCUCGGGUGAUGAACUACGUGAACGCAUAUCUGUUUUGGAAGGUGCGCUGAACAGGGUAUGGCAAUCUGUGGGUGAUGUAGGACAAGAGAUGCGUGUAUCCCAAGAGAAGUUGAUGCAUCGACUUUCUAGCUUAGAGCAGAAAGGCUUGCUGCGCUCGAGUCUCGAUUCCCUUGAACGUGAUGUGCGCUCAUUGAAAAAGCACCACGCAGAAGGCAUGUCGCUGUGGCAGUCGGAGAAGGCGCGAAUCGAAGCUAUGCUGUCGCAGCACAUCGAGCAAGGCGAGAAAUCGAAGAACAAAAAGGAUAACUUGGCCGCACUUUAUGAUCAGCUCUCUGGGCUCGAGAAGAGACUUGCUCGUGCAGAAAAGCAAGUGUCAGAAGCGUCGGAAGCUGCAUUACAGGCGAAGCGCGCCUUUGAGCCGCUUCGCGACUUCGUGCCUGACCGUUUGCCUGUUAGGUAUGAUGCACGCUCCAAACAGAUCCGCAUUGAUCCUGCUUUUUGGCAUGAAUUUCGUAAGGUUAUGCCUUCACCAAGAGGCGCUGGAGGCGAUGAUACCACUAUACCUCCCUGGCACGUGUUCCUGGCUGAGCAUAGGAAUGAGUUGGAGGAGCUGUUCUCUCACGUGGCGCGUGCUGAUCCUGACACGUCUAUGUUCUUGGACAAAACGACAUUCUUCGACCUGAUGGAGGCCGAAAUUUCUCGCGCCAAGAUGGAACUGACGACUCGUUUCAACGAGCACGUACAUGGCCUUGAGUCUGAUGUACUGGAGAAAGUGCGGAAACAGCAAGAGUCGUUUAUGGAGCAGCAAGACGCAUUGAGCCAUGAUGAAACAGGUUCAGAACUGCAGGUUGAUCAAGUUCGAGAGCUCAUCGAUGCAGCGCUUGCCGUAUUUGCUGCCGACCAGAUUGGGCGUGCUGACUACGCUCAGUACUCAGCAGGAGCACGGGUGAUUCCCAGUCUCACGAGUCCGACGCAUGAAGUGCGCGUUCAAGGCACUAAUGUACACAGUUUUACGUCAAUGAUUUCGUAUCUGGUGCCGCUGCCUUUGAGAUUUGGUACUCGUGGUGCAGAUUCAUUAUCGUACACCGUGCGAGGCCGCAUGCCUGUUGUGGCUUUGCACCAUGAUACUUCGCCUGGCAUGUGCUGGCCGUUCUCGGGCUCGCACGGACAGUUGGGCGUCCAGCUAGUGCGGCGCAUCAAAGUACAAGCUAUCACUGUGGAUCAUGUACCGGCUGUUCUCUCACUCGACGGACUAGCGUCUGCGCCUCGAGAAAUCGAGGUUUGGGGCAUUGCCGAGACAAGUCAGGACCGCGAGCGUGUGGAACAGUGGCGCUUAUCGCAGGCAUGGUCAGAUGAGCCAGCGCCCGUGCCACCUUCACCAUCACAUGUAUUCCUAGGCUCGUUUGUGUAUGAGGCGCAUGCUGGGUCUCCACCAAUUCAGACAUUCCCUGUGGGCCACGCUGUAGGCUCUCUUGGACUGGCUUUCCGCACGGUUCAGUUCAAUAUCCUGAGCAACCAUGGCUUACGCGAUUUCACAUGCCUCUAUCGCGUACGCGUCCAUGGCGAACCUGUGGGCUAG
This is a messenger RNA of Malassezia globosa CBS 7966, 2313 nucleotides long. RefSeq lists its product as uncharacterized. Gene Ontology annotation, molecular function: protein-membrane adaptor activity. Gene Ontology annotation, cellular component: nuclear envelope; meiotic nuclear membrane microtubule tethering complex. The record is from RefSeq and is a predicted model, not a curated record. The transcript has a single exon. Bases 1 to 2313 code for a protein of 770 amino acids. NCBI's taxonomy places the organism in Eukaryota, Fungi, Basidiomycota, Malasseziomycetes, Malasseziales, Malasseziaceae.